This is a messenger RNA of Monodelphis domestica (gray short-tailed opossum), 2592 nucleotides long. The record is from RefSeq and is a predicted model, not a curated record. Lineage: Eukaryota; Metazoa; Chordata; Mammalia; Didelphimorphia; Didelphidae.
AUGGAGAAAGGAUCGGUGGUGGGGAAUCUCGCCAAGGAUCUGGGACUGGAAGUCCGCGAUUUAUCCUCCCGGAAGCUCCGGGUUAGUGGAGAAAGAGAAUUCUUUAGUGUGAGUUCAGAGAGAGGGGACUUACUUGUUAGGGACAGAAUAGACCGAGAGCAGAUAUGCCCCCACACAAGAGUUUGUGCUCUGACAUUAGAAGCUGUAGUGGAAAAUCCCUUAAAUGUUUUCUAUAUCAACGUGGAAAUUGAAGACAUAAAUGACAAUCCACCCCAGUUCAGGAGAAACAUCAUCAAUUUAAAUAUUUCUGAGUCUACCCUGCCAGGUGCGAAAUUUGCAUUAGACCCCGCCCAUGAUCCAGAUACAGGACUCAAUUCCCUCCAAAUUUACUACCUAAGCACCAAUCCUGUAUUUUCCUUCGAAGUAAAAAAGAAAAAAGAUGGCAAUAAAUACGCGGAACUUGUGUUAGAGAAACUUCUAGACAGAGAAAGGCAAAGUUCCUAUCACUUGAUCCUGAGUGCAGUGGAUGGCGGGAACCCAGCACGAAGCAGCACGGCUCAAAUUAGAAUCAAGGUCACCGACGCCAACGACAAUGCCCCUGUCUUCAGCCAGGACAUCUACAAGGUCAGUCUGCUAGAAAACCUGCCUCCAGGCUCCUUUGUGCUGCGUGUGGAGGCCAGUGACAAGGAUGAGGGGGUCAAUGCAGAAAUCACUUUUUCCUUCGACAGCUCUUCCCACAGAGAAUGGCAAAUGUUUUCUCUGGAUCCAAACAGCGGGGAAAUUACAUCUCUAAAGAACCUGGACUUUGAAAAGACCAAGGACUACUCAAUGGUGUUGGAAGCGAGGGAUGGGGGAGGUCUGGUUACUCAGUGCACGAUUGAAAUUGAAAUUCUGGACGUUAAUGACAACCUUCCGGAAGUUAUAUUCACUUCCAUUUCAGCAACGAUUCCUGAAGAUUGUUUCCCCGGAUCAGUGGUAGCCUUGGUGAAAACACUAGAUCAAGAUUCUGGAGUCAACGGGGAGGUCACGUGCUACGUAGAGGGAAAUGCACCUUUCAGGCUAGAAUCCUCUUCCAAGAACUACUACAAGCUGCUGACAGAUGGGCCCCUGGACCGAGAACAGAUCCCAGAGUAUAACAUUACAGUCACUGCUACAGACAAGGGAAACCCUCCUCUGUCCACCAGCAAAACCCUCACACUGAACAUAGCUGACGUCAAUGACAAUCACCCUGUUUUCCUCCAACCUUCUUACGUUGUUUACGUCCCUGAGAACAACCCCUCUGCAGCCUCCAUCGCGAGGGUCUCAGCCUCUGACUCGGACCUGGAGGGGAAUGGCCGAGUGUCCUAUUCCAUCGUCAGCAGUGAUCUGGCCCCUCUGCCUCUGUCUUCCUACGUGUCGGUCAAUGGCCACAGUGGAGACAUCUUCGCUCAGCGCUCCUUCGACUACGAGCAGGUCCGAACCUUCGAACUGACGCUGCAGGCCUGUGACUCAGGCUCCCCAGCCCUUUGUGCCAAUGUCACUCUGCGAGUGUUCGUCUUGGACCGCAACGACAACGCCCCGAACAUCCUGUACCCGGCCCUGGGGCCUGACAGAUCGGCCCUCUUCGACAUGGUUCCUCGCUCGGCAGAGCCAGGAUACUUGGUCAGCAAAGUGGUGGCAGUGGAUGCAGACUCUGGACACAACGCCUGGUUGGCCUACCGCGUGCUGCAGGCCACGGAUCCGGGGCUCUUCAGCCUGGGGCUGCGCACAGGCGAGAUCAGGACUGCGAGGGUUUUGACUGAUCGAGAUGCAGCCCGGCACCGCCUUCUGGUCUCAGUGCAGGAUGGAGGCCAGCCCCCUCUGUCGGCCACUGUGGCUCUGCAUCUAGUCUUUGCAGACAGUCUGCAGGAGGCGUUGCCUGAGAUGAAGGAGCAGUCGGAAAAUCUACCCACACAAUGGAAAGUUAACUUUUUUCUGGUCAUUGCAUUGGCUUUAGUAUCUUUUGUAUUCUUCCUGAGCGCAGUGUUCAUGGUAGUUUUUAAGUGCCGAAAAUCCAAACAUCAUGUAGUUUUGGAUUCCUUUCCCACUGACCUUUACUCUAGCCUGGAUCCCAGAGUUACUAGUAAAUGCAUCAAUGGGACAUUGCCCUUGCCAUAUUCCUAUGAGGUGUGUCUUACUUCGGAACCAGGACAGAGCGAGUUCACUUUUCUGAAGACGGACCCAACGGACUUGAAGAGUAAUUUUCCUGCUGAAAUCAACUCCAAGGUUGGUGGUCAGCCAGAACUCAGGAACCAGAACUUUCCUUCUAAGCUAGAACCGGCGCGAGCACAUUCCUCGUGCAGUUAUUGGCUGGAACUCUGUGUGCCGCUGUCGGCCAAUGAAGAGGCUGGAGAUCUGGCCGCUGCAGCUCCCCCUCCCCUCGCUGUGCCCCGGGACAAGGCGCAGACUGAGGAGUCGGGGAACGAAUCAAAGGCGCCCGGAAAGCGGAAAAAGCAAUGUCCGACUUUGCGCCGAGCGCUCCAUUCCGAAAUUUCCGAGCGCGGGCUGACUGAAAUUAGCUUCUCCGAGGGAACCGCUGGAACAAACUGGGCGAAAGAAGUUGCUAUUGUGUGA